AUGGAUACCAUCAAGCAGGCCGGCAACUACGUCUCUGACAAGGUUCAGGGCGCCACCAGCCAAGCUUCCAAGGAGGCCAACAAGGAGACCGCCAAGGACUCCAACGCUUCCAUCGGCACCCGCGCUGAGGCUGGCGUCGAUGCUCUGAAGGACAAGUCCCAGCAGCACGGCCACGAGGCUUCCGCCGAGGCCAACAAGCAGGCUGCCACCCACUAA
Messenger RNA from Thyridium curvatum, 216 nucleotides. RefSeq lists its product as uncharacterized. The transcript is spliced from 3 exons. Lineage: Eukaryota; Fungi; Ascomycota; Sordariomycetes; Thyridiales; Thyridiaceae. The record is from RefSeq and is a predicted model, not a curated record. The coding region runs from base 1 to 216 and encodes 71 amino acids.